AUGACCAAUGUCGAGGAGCUCUUUAAAAAACCAUCCUCUACCGGAAGCGUUAAGCGCAAGUUUGAGCCCAUCCAAGAUCCAAAUGAGCUGUAUAAAUCAGCGAAGCUAGAUCCAAGUAGCGAUGCAAGAUCUAAGGGUAAAGCGCCAAUGGUGGAGGACGAUAUUGACGACGGGGAAGCUGGACCCGAGCUCCCUCCAGACUUCGAGGAAGAUAUCCCGGACGACGAGGAAGGCCGUUUCUUCGGCGGUGGAAUGGAACACAAAACAGCCCAAGCAAUGGAAUACAUCGAUCAACAAGAAGUUGAGGCUCCGCCCGAGGUCUUUGACUCUGCGUGGGUGCGCCGCUUCGCAUUGAAUUUCGAGCGCAAGAUAUCCAAAAACGCCGAGUUACGCGCAAAGUUUGAAAGCGAUCCACAAAAGUUCAUGGCUUCCGAGGCCGAUCUCGACACUGAGAUUAAGGGCUUGUCAAUCUUAUCUGAGCAUUCGGAAUUAUACGAGGAAUUUGCCAAGAUGGGAUGUGUGGCAUCCUUGACCUCCCUGUUGGCGCACGAGAACGCCGACAUCGCGAUAGAUGCAAUCCAGAUCAUCGGCGAAUUGACAGACGAAGACGUGGAGACAGAGCAAGUGCAAUGGGAUGCCCUGGUCAAUGCGAUGAUGGAGGCGGAUCUUAUCGAACUGUUGGCCCAGAAUCUCUCCCGACUUGAUGAAGGGUCUGAAACGGAUCGUGCGGGAGUGUACUAUGUGCUCAGCGUAUUUGAAAACCUGGCCUCCCAGACGGCACACGCAGAGACAAUCGGAAAGGACGCUGCAAUCUUACCAUGGAUCCUGUCUCGCAUUCAGCAAAAAGAGGCAGCAGUCACCCAAAACAAGCAAUAUGCCGCAGAGAUACUUGCAAUCCUUCUCCAGUCUACUCCAAAUAACCGCACGAAGUUCAUUGAGCUCGAUGGUAUUGAUGUUCUCCUCCAGCUCCUUAGUGCGUAUCGCAAAAGAGACCCGGUUAAGGACUCUGAUGAGGAAGAAUUCGCGGAGAAUCUAUUUGACGCACUCAUCUGCCUUGUAGAAGAAGAUUUAGGGAAGGAGAAAUUCGUGGAAGCCGAAGGAAUUGAACUCGCACUGAUCAUGCUCAGGGAGGGCAAAUUCAGCAAACCACGUGCACUGAGAGUUCUUGACCAUGUCCUGGGUGGAACUGGAGGUGCGCCGGCGUGUGAAAGAUUGGUGGAAGCAGCUGGCCUCAAGACAGUCUUCGGCAUGUUCUCAAAGAAGCAAGAGAGUCAAAGCAUCGAACAUUUCCUUGGAAUCUUCGCCUCCCUUCUCCGUCUUCUCCCUGGUGGUUCGGGGCCUCGCAUCCGCACAUUGGCCAAAUUCAUGGAAAAGGACUAUGCGAGAAUUGAGAAGCUUAUCAAACUUAGGCGCGAAUAUGCUGCACGUGUCUCGCCUGUCGAGCAAGCCAUCGAACAAGAGCGCAGAGCCUUUGCCAAGGAGGAGCAAGAACUCAUGGCUGGCGAGUGGCUGUCUAGGCGAUUUGAUGCGGGCUUGUUCUCAUUACAGACCAUUGAUGUCAUUCUAGCAUGGCUACUCGCUGAAGACGAUGGAGCAAAGGCGAAGAUUGUCUCGGUUCUUGCAGACCGCGAUGAGGAUUUAUCUUUGGUCCGCAGUACUUUACAAGAACAACUGGAAGGGCUUAAUGAGGAGGAUGCAGGCCAUCAAGAUCUGAAGGAGAUGCUAAGCACCCUUUUGCAGUUUUUGUGA
Messenger RNA from Penicillium paradoxum, 1749 nucleotides. Its product is annotated as beta-catenin-like protein 1. Bases 1 to 1749 code for a protein of 582 amino acids. NCBI's taxonomy places the organism in Eukaryota, Fungi, Ascomycota, Eurotiomycetes, Eurotiales, Aspergillaceae. Gene Ontology annotation, cellular component: spliceosomal complex. The transcript has 10 exons. The record is from RefSeq and is a predicted model, not a curated record.